Diaporthe citri is the source of this 1560-nucleotide messenger RNA. RefSeq lists its product as uncharacterized. Bases 1 to 1560 code for a protein of 519 amino acids. The transcript is spliced from 3 exons. Lineage: Eukaryota; Fungi; Ascomycota; Sordariomycetes; Diaporthales; Diaporthaceae. The record is from RefSeq and is a predicted model, not a curated record.
AUGGCAUUCCCUUCGGGUAGCGCCAAGGCUGAAUACCAGCAUUUCGUUCCACAAUUCCUGCUCAGAAACUUCUCGAGCAAAUACAAGCAACCAAAGAACAGCUCGGGGCGAAAGCCGAAGCAGGGCCAUGGAGAAGCUCGGAGGAUUUACCACGGGGAGCCGAUCGUGAGCCAUGUGAACCUCACAGCCGACGAACUGGCCGUAGAGGUCAUCCCGGUCAGGCGCGUCAUGGGAAUGUACAAUAUGUACGAAGACCUGGGACAAGCGACAGCCAAGCAAAGACGCCACAUUGAAGACAUGUUCGGAGGCCUGGAGAAGGAAGCGAGUCCUAUAUUUCGCAAAAUCAUCGAAGCGGUCGAACAAGGAGACGUUGGACUCUGGCUAUCGCGAGAAGAUAGGAAUAUCUUGCGCAGGUUUUUAUUCCUGCUAAUGUACCGCAGCUCCCAGUCCCAUCGAAGAUUCCACCACGCUACACCUGACGAAUACAAUUCGGAUGAUGAGAUUGAGUUGUACCAGUACAUGCUCGACCGAGGAUUCGACGGACCUAUGGAUGUGUGGUUUGAUAACCUCAAAGCCAUUGCGGAAUGCAACAUGGAUUCCGACGGUCAGUGGAUGGAAGAUAUCCAGGCGAGGAUGUAUCCACCGGACGCCAGGUGGUUCUGCCAUCACACCCAACAGUCAUACAUGGCUUUCUGCUCUCCAUCCGAUGCAGAUGCGGAAUUCAUACUGGCUGAGAAUAGCUACAGCGUGUACGAACGGAUCGACUCCUUCCUCGUCGACCCAACGACUGGAGCACAGACGGGUGGCCCCUGGGUAAACUUCCACUACUUCGCACCGAUCUCGCCGAAGGUUGUGAUUGUACUCAGGAGCAACCUCCUCCCUGUGCCAGAGGAGGACUUCGAUGAUGAGAUCCGAGAAGAGAGAAACCAGUGGCGAUCAGCUGCUGUUGAUCAAUGGUUCGGAGCUGGUCGUCAAUCUGGGCUUGCUGAUCUUCCCAUUGCCAAGGCGCGAAACAACUACACUGAAUUGAUUGAUGGGCAACUCAGAAAGCUCCAGCCGAACGCACCCAUGUCCGGUGGAGACGGGUUUUUCUUCAAGUUCUUCCGAAUUAACAACGAUCACGUCACUAUCAGCCAAAUCGCUAAAGGAGAGAUUCUGAGUCGUCACAUAUAUAACACCGCCAUGAACAGCAUUGAGAAGGAUGAAAUGCCGGGUCUCAACACCUGGGAGGCUGUCAAGGCAAGGGACUCCGAGCGUCGAGUAUGGAUGAACAAGUUUGUGUCUAGAUCUGAGCCAAUUUUCCGAUGUGGUCUUCCUGGAGUCAAAGAAUUGGCGGCAAAGGAGCUGGCUUGGGUCUUCCAACACGGUGUCUGCCGCGAAGCCGAAGCUCGCAGGCAUAUCUUCGACUACCCGAUGAUGGUGGAGCUCUCGGUGAGAAUGAGAUUGCGAGCGAGAUUUGCGAAGGGUGCUAUGCAAGGAUUGGAGGCGCUGUCGGGAUCUGCCCUGCAGGUUUGGUUUGACAUCACUUACCCGACGCCUCCAGUACUUGCGGCCCAGUAG